Molecule: messenger RNA, 1987 nt
Organism: Aegilops tauschii subsp. strangulata
Lineage: Eukaryota; Viridiplantae; Streptophyta; Magnoliopsida; Poales; Poaceae
Source: RefSeq, a predicted model, not a curated record
AGAAGAUAACGUGUUUGUCCGAAAACGCAAAACUUUUUUUAACUGCAUUAGUGACGUGUUAGCGUUGAUUGCCCUAAAAAACAGUCGUGUCACUUCCCAAGAAAUACUAGGCAUGGAAUAAUCCUUUUUCCAUUUUGCGCCCGAGCAAUCAUGCAUGCAAACCUGAAUUCAAGAACUGAACGGCACUAACGUGGCGGGUCCAGUCAAAGCGUAGGGAUGGAUUGGAUUCUCAAAACGACAAGAAAAACCGCACCUCCCGGUCUCCAAGAUGACCCGUCACACCAUGAAACCUGUAUCGGGACAGCACGGCCGGACAAUCAGCAUCCGAAGCGAGCAGGGAAAGCAAAGACGACUGCAUGCAGAGCCAGAGCUGCCUGCCGGCACGCCGCCGUACAGCCCCGCAGCGAUCUGUCUGCCGGAGCAGACACGCAGAGCAGGGGGGGCCUGGCUGCCUGCCGGUCGAUCGAUCAGCGACGAUGCAUGCAGCGUCCCGUUUCCCGAGAGAAAACGCCCCCCGCGACUGCGCAAUGAUUGGCGCCCGCGGCGGCCACCGGUCCGGUCGUCCGCGCCAUGCCGCACACGUCGCGUCCCAUGUCACCGUGCCUCGGACGGCGCGCGCGCCCCCACCCCUGUCCCUCGCGUCGCGGCGAGCGAGAGCACCGUCGCGUGCCCCGCCCCGUCAAUUCCAUGUCCCCCCGGCCGGCCCAGCGUCGGGGCGUCGCCUUGUGUGCACUGGUGCGCGGCGCCAUUGGCCGGGACGGGAGGGGGUCCGGCCUGCCGGCCUCAAAAGAGCCGCCCGGCCCAGCGCCUCCCUCGCUGCAUCGACCGCGUCCUUUUCCCCCCUUUCCCUUUUCUCUCCCAUUCAGGGCACCUCGGCUGGGUUCGCCAGACCUGCUCGCGCCGCACCGCUCGCUUCCACGGGAGAUAUUCUCCGGCCACCACCACCACCGCUAGGCAACAAGAAUAUACUGCGCCGGUGCGCCCCACCACCCCCUUCUUGUCGUGUUUUCUCUUCGUGAAGGCUGCGAGCUAAAGCCUUGGCCUUGGCGGUCAUAUUGAAGGAUCUGGAAGAGGUGAUGCGUACACCUCUUCUUCAUGGGGUUGCGUGAUCUGAUCGGGAGGACUACCAUUUUGGCGGUCAAUUAGACCAAACUUUCCUUUCACUAGCUUGUCUCCCCGCUUUGCCUCUUUUCCUUUUUCUGAGCCAUGCCUUUCAUGCUCUUGUCACAUACUCUUGCAGUGUGUACCAGCCUGCUGCUUUUCCUUUGAGCAGGCUACAUAGAUACUCUGGUCUUGCCUUGCCUUGCCUCAUCAUAGUAUAAAACGAGGCGUGCCUAGGCCACCCUGGUGUGUGUGAUACGUAGACACUGACCCACCAUCUUGGGCUAGCAAGCAAGCAAGCUAGGCAUCCAUCCAUCCGGCCGGCAAUGAGGAAGGGCAGCGAGUGCACCAGGAUCAGCCCGGAGACCACCACCAGCGCCAACCCUAUGUUCUCCCGGCAGGCCAGCAGGUCCGGCGCCCGGACGGAACGGGACGCCCGGCCGAGGCAGGCGCGCGGCGGCUGCCGCCUGCUGAGGACCGCGCGGUGGACCGCCGCGAGGUUCUACCGGCGCGCGAGGGUGAGCGUCGUCACGGCCUUCUGGUCGGCGCCGAGCAGGAGAGGCUCUUCCAGUUCCACUUCCAGUGCUGCUUCACGCUCGCCGGAGUAUACGCCGGCGAGGAACAGCAGCAGGCGGCAGUCCGGGCCGGUGGCCGUCGCCGAUGACUCCCACAAGAGCGAAGCCGUGGAGGAGUGCAUCAGGUUCAUGAACUCCUCGUCCAGGAAGUAUCGCUAGUUUUUUUGUGAUUCUGUUUCUACCCUCUGCGCCGAUGCUAAGCGUCUUCCCCCCUGUAAUUUUCCCCCCUUCUUGUUCUUGGCCUUUCAUCUGUGUGCGCAUUUGAUCUAAGCUUGCGGAAAUGAUACGUACGGCCGGAUGCAUCUUUCUCA